Molecule: messenger RNA, 1173 nt
Organism: Cyclopterus lumpus (lumpfish)
Lineage: Eukaryota; Metazoa; Chordata; Actinopteri; Perciformes; Cyclopteridae
Gene: plppr2b
Product: phospholipid phosphatase related 2b
Exons: 8
Coding region: 85-1173 (362 amino acids)
Biological process (GO): signal transduction; phospholipid dephosphorylation; phospholipid metabolic process
Molecular function (GO): phosphatidate phosphatase activity
Source: RefSeq, a predicted model, not a curated record
GAGCAAAUCCUUCUAGAGACGGAGACCCGGAGGAGGCAGCGGUCACUGUGCAGCAGCACUGUUUCCAACAGACAGAGAUUUAAGAUGAUCGACAGCCAGCUGUCAGCACAGAGGAGGGCGAUGAGGAGUCUUCCUGGAGACAUCGGCCUGCAGAAGACCAGCACCUACAUCGUGCCCUGCUUCCUCUUUGUGGAGCUGGUCAUCAUGGCAGGGACCGUUCUGUUGGCGUACUACUUUGAGUACACGGACACGUUCCCCGUGCACAUCCAGGGCUUCUUCUGUUUCGACAAAGCCUACUCCAAGCCGAACCCGGGACCGGAGGACAACAGCAAGGCGCCGCCCGUCCUCGUCUACUCCCUCGUCACCGCCAUCCCCACUGUGACGAUUCUGAUCGGGGAAGUGACCAGUUUCUUUGUGAAGACGGAGGGAGCUCAGGAGAAGACCAUAGUGACCGCCGACUGCUGUUAUUUCAACCCUCUCCUCCGCAGGAUUGUACGUUUUUUGGGUGUCUACUCAUUCGGGCUCUUCACCACCACCAUCUUUGCCAAUGCCGGUCAAGUGGUGACAGGAAACCAGACGCCGCACUUCCUGUCUGCCUGCAGGCCAAACUACACGGCUCUGGGCUGCCACUCUCCGCUGCACUACAUCGCCGAGCGCCGGGCCUGCACCGGAAACCCCUACCUGGUGGCGUCCGCCCGCAAGUCCUUCCCUUCCAAAGACGCGGCGCUCAGCUUUUACUCAGCCAUCUACACGGUGAUGUACGUGACCCUGGUGUACCGGACCAAAGGGACCCGUCUGACCAAGCCCACCUUGUGCCUGGUGCUGCUGUCUCUGGCCGUGCUGGUUGGGGUGGUGAGGGUGACUGAACACAGAAACCACUGGAACGAUGUCCUGGCUGGGUUUAUCACCGGAGGGGCCAUCGCUGCCUUCCUGGUUUCGUGUGUGAUCAACAAUUUCAAGCAGACCCAGAUAGCAAUGCAGACUCCUCCGCCUCCACAGCGUCCAGAGCACGCGAUGGGGCUUCCUCUCCUCAGCCUGCCCCGCGUGGAGAGUCCACUCGAAAAGCUCCAGGGCUACCGUAUUCUGAGAUCACAUGACCAUCAGCCAAUCCCGUCCCCCGCCCCUCCCGAUGUGCUCCUCCCCUCUCGGCGUUGCCUCACCAGCGCAGUCUAG